Messenger RNA from Plectropomus leopardus (leopard coralgrouper), 2829 nucleotides. It is a transcript of the gene grna, whose product is annotated as granulin a. The record is from RefSeq and is a predicted model, not a curated record. Lineage: Eukaryota; Metazoa; Chordata; Actinopteri; Perciformes; Serranidae. Gene Ontology annotation, cellular component: extracellular region.
GUCUACAACCUGUUUAAUGCUACAUACGACUAAACGGGAGCAACUCCUCUGAACUUUAUCAGCCAAAUUGAAUUUAAAAAAUCUCAGUUAAUGUAAAGAGGAGGCGCUGAAGAAUUCAGCUAAAGCAGGAACUUACUUCCCCCCUCUCUCUCUCUCUCUCUCUCUCUGUCAGAGGCGUGUCCCAGACAGAGCUGUUCAUAUUUCUCUUUGAUUAAUUUGGUGGUGAGACACUUCUGACACACCUGACCGCUCACAACAGCCCUCCAGCCUGUUAUCACGAUGCAGAGGUGGGUUGUGAUCUGUUUGACUCUCCUGGCUCUGGUUGGCGCUGAUGAGUGUCCAGAUGGAGGGAGAUGUAAAGACAAUCAAACCUGUUGCAACAACCAGGCCAACGGCUAUGAAUGCUGCCCAUUUGAUCAGGCUGAGUGCUGUGGGGAUCACAUGCAUUGCUGUCCUGCAGGAACAGUCUGCAAUACAGCCACGUCCAGCUGUAUGAACUCUACUGGGUCCAUCCCCUGGGUGGAAAGACUCUCUGCUGAUCAGCCUGGACUCUCUAAAUCUUUCAGGAUGAUCAAAACAUUCAUGGGGGAGGACGAUGACAACAUCUGUCCUGAUCAGUCACGAUGCCCACCUGAGUUUUCUUGUUUGAGAGCCUUGACGAGGUUUGGCUGCUGCCCCCUAGCUCAGGGAGUCCCUUGCUCUGAUGGGAAACACUGCUGUCCUGAGGGCCACCAGUGCAGCUCAGACAGCCGCUCCUGCAUCAAAAAAGAGCUUGUGACUACAGUUCUGUGCAGCGACGGAGUGUCAGAGUGUCCAGAUGAAUCCACAUGCUGUGAAACCCUAGAAGGAAAGUGGGGGUGCUGUCCCAUGCCAAAGGCUGUGUGCUGCGAGGAUAAGACACACUGCUGUCCUGAAGGCAACACAUGUGAUGUGAAACAGUCCAAAUGUAUCUCCUCAUCUACCAAAAAACAGACGCCAAUGUGGGCCAAGUUCCCAGCCAGGAUAAGAGCAGACUGGGAGAACCAGAAAGAGAGUGAACAAGUCACUGCAGAGACAGUAGAAAAAGCCCCUGAGAUCACCACAGUGAAUACAGUUCCUCCUUCAGAGAAGGAAGUAUCUGUGUCAUCUGUCACUAAGGCAGCUCCAGGUAAUAAUGUUCCCUGUGAUGAUACAGUAUCCUGUGAUGAUGGCAACACAUGCUGUAAAACUGAAGAGGGAGGCUGGGCUUGCUGUCCUCUGCCAGAGGCUGUUUGUUGUGAAGACUUCAUUCACUGCUGCCCAAAAGGUAAGAAAUGUAACCUGGUUGCCCAGACCUGCGACGACGACACAUGCUCUGUGCCACUGGUCCAGAAGGUCCCUGCCAUCCCCAGACAGGGCGCACAGGUGGGGAAUGUUACAUGUGACUCCACCGCCAGUUGUCCUGAUGAAAACACCUGCUGCAAGACCUCAACAGGAGAGUGGGCCUGCUGUCCUCUACCUCAGGCUGUCUGUUGUGACGACCAUGAACACUGCUGCCCUACUGGCACCACCUGUAACCUGGCGGAGUUGAGCUGUGACGGCGCCUCAGGCUCAACGCCCAUGAUGAAGAAGAUACCUGCGUUUGCUACGGUGGCACCCACUACAGUGGACACUCCGACCCAAGGUCAGGUACCAAGCUCAAAACAAGAAGAGGAGGAGACGAAGGAGCCUGAGGGAGAGGGGAUGACAACAGAGGAUGAAAAUGAUGGUGAUGACGACGAUAAUGAUGAUGAUGAGGCGGAGGAGGAGGAGGAGGAGAGUAAAGAAGUGGAGAGUAUUCAGUGUGAUGCCCACACCAGCUGCCCUCAGUCCACCACCUGCUGCUUCAUGUCCUCGACUCAAAAGUGGGGCUGUUGCCCGCUGCCAAAGGCGGUGUGCUGUGCUGACGGAGACCACUGCUGUCCUAAUGGCUACAAGUGUGACGAGAGCAAGACCUGCACCAAAGGGGAAGUGGUGAUCCCCUGGUACACUAAGCUUCCAGCCACCACCAACAUCAAGGAGCAAAGGUCUGUGCAGUGCGACAAGAUGAGUCAGUGUCCCGAACACACCACCUGCUGCCAGCUGAAGACGGGCAAGUGGGGCUGCUGCCCGCUGCCAAAUGCUGUGUGUGCUGCCGAUAAGGAGCACUGCUGCCCACAGGAUUACACCUGCAGCGUCGCCUCUAACGCUUGCCAGAGGCUCAUCAUGCUGGAGGUGGAAACCGUCCCUCUAACACCAGUGUACCAGCUCGAGCAUCAACCCCCGCUCAAUCCCACAAAUCACAGAGACGUUCAGUGUGAUGAACAGACCAGCUGCCCGGAUGGAAACACCUGCUGCAGGACGUCCGCUACUUCAUGGGGCUGCUGUCCAGCUCCUAAUGCGGUGUGCUGCAGCGACAUGAUGCACUGCUGCCCCGCUGGCUACACCUGCACCAGUACUGGAGGCUGCAUCCAGAACAGCAGGCUUCACUGGCAGGACUGGCAUGUGUUCUUUGGCAAUGAAAAGAGAGCUCUAAUUGUGUGAAAACAUCUCUGCACUUUCAUUUGUUUCUGCAUGAAAAGAAUGCACUAAUGGGAAAUAAUGUCAAAGAGAUUCUGUGAUAAUUGUAAGAUGAUUUGUUGUUAGUAACUGGUGAAGGGGGCACUAUGAAAUUGAAUUGCACUUGGUGUUAUGUUAUGUUUUGAUCUUGGAGAUGAAACAACUACAUGUAACUUAAUCAGGGCUUUAAGUUUUUAAUCACUCCUUUUUAGGUCCAAUAGAUCUUUGUUCAAGGCACAUAGCCUACCUCCAAGCUACUUAAAACCCUAACCCAAAUAAACAUUUUAAAAACCC